GAGGCGGCUGUCGUGCCAGAAGAGGCGCCCGUUGCUCAACAAGAGGAACAUGACGAGGCGACCGACACGGUCGAUGUCCCGCCUGAGGAGACAGCUGCAGUCGAGGAUCCACCGGAAGCUAACUCGACUGAGGGGUUCGAGGCAGAUAUGGCAGCGGAGGAAUCUGCAAAAGCUGCGGACGUGGCAUCGGAAGAGGUUCUCGAUGCUGCGCAAGCAGAACAAUCCGAGGUAUCUGCAAAAGUUGCGGACGUGGCAUCGGAAGAGGUUCUCGAUGCUGCGCAAGCAGAACAAUCCGAG
This is a messenger RNA of Symbiodinium pilosum, 297 nucleotides long. NCBI's taxonomy places the organism in Eukaryota, Dinophyceae, Suessiales, Symbiodiniaceae. The record is from the annotation of a GenBank genome assembly.